AGAGUCCCCGAUCGGGGUGUGUGUGCGCGCACGUAGGGGUGGUAGCGGUGGCCGUCCCUGUUUGUGGCCGCGAAGGUGGAGGGGGGGCGUUUCCAUCCCCUCCCGUCCAUCCCCCAGUACUGGCUCAGGGUGUCAGUUUGCAGCGGGAGCUCCUCCUCUUCCAUCCCGGCCCCUCGCUCGCAUUUUCGACCCUCCCCGGGUGGGCUAGGCAGGGGUCCCCGCCAGCCGCUGCCGGAGCAACUCGGGGAUUUUGCCUCGCUCGCCUAACCCCCCCACCCAACCCCCCUCUGGGGUGCCGCCUCCCCUCGAUCUCUUCCUUUCCCGCCUAUCCCGUUCCUUCAACACCGAAAGAAGAUUAAAAAAAAAAAAGCUCCGUGGCGCCUUCUUUUACUUCUUCAUCCCCCUCCUCCCCUUCUCGCGAGUGUCAAAACUUUGUUUGGGCGGCGGCGGCAGCGGCGCCGGGACGGGGCUGAGGCGGGAGGCCGGGCUGAGGCAGGCGGGGUGCGGGGAGCGGCCCCCCGCCGCACCGGGACCCCGCCGCACCAUGCCUCAGCUGCAGCCGGCCAGUGGCGGCGGCGGCGACGACCUGGGCGCUCCGGACGAGCUCAUCCCUUUCCAAGACGAAGGCGACGAGCAGGACAAGGGCGCCGGGGGGCGCGGCUCGGCUCACGGCGACUUGGAUGAGCUCAAGUCGUCGCUGGUCAACGAGUCGGAGAACCGCAGCGGCAGCGCCUCGGGUUCCGAGUCUGAGGCGGAGAGACCGUCUCAGCAACCCCGGGAAAGUUUCCAGAAGCCGCGGGAUUCUCUAGCCGAAGUAAUCAGAAGACAGCAAGAUGGAGGCUUCUUUAAAGGGACUCCCUAUCCAAGUUAUCCCUUCUUGAUGAUCCCAGAACUGGGAAGCCCCUACCUGCCCAGUGGAGCCUUGUCCCCAAGUGGUGCUCGGACAUAUCUGCAGGUAAAGUGGCCACUACUUGAUGUACCAGCUGGAGCUACUCUAAAGGAUGCAAGGUCGCCCUCUCCUGCACACUUAUCAAACAAAGUUCCUGUGGUGCAACAUCCACAUCACAUGCACCCGCUGACGCCACUCAUCACCUACAGUAAUGACCACUUCUCACCAGGCUCACCACCUUCCCAUCUCUCCCCUGAAAUUGACCCAAAGACAGGAAUUCCACGACCACCUCACCCUUCAGAGCUGUCUCCAUAUUAUCCAUUAUCUCCUGGUGCCAUUGGGCAAAUUCCUCAUCCUUUGGGGUGGCUCGUACCACAGCAAGGCCAGCCAGUGUAUUCCAUUCCUCCAGGUGGGUUCAGACAUCCAUAUCCUGCCUUGGCUAUGAAUGCCUCAAUGUCCAGCUUGAUGUCUAGCAGGUUUUCGCCUCAUAUGGUUCCUCCUCCUGGUCAUGGUCUUCAUCCCUCAGGAAUUCCACACCCCACCAUUGUAUCACCCAUUGUAAAACAAGAGCCCACGCAGACCAGCCUGAGUCCUGAAGGGAGCUCAAAAACGCCUGUUAUUGUGAAGAAGGAGGAAGAGAAGAAACCUCAUAUAAAAAAACCGUUGAAUGCAUUCAUGUUGUACAUGAAGGAGAUGCGGGCCAAGGUGGUGGCAGAGUGUACACUGAAGGAGAGUGCAGCUAUCAACCAGAUCCUAGGAAGAAGGUGGCAUUCGCUGUCACGUGAGGAGCAAGCCAAGUACUAUGAGCUAGCCCGGAAGGAGCGACAGCUUCAUUCUCAGCUCUACCCUACCUGGUCUGCACGAGAUAACUAUGGUAAGAAAAAAAAGAGAAAAAGAGAGAAACAACCUCAGCAACAGAUCCAAGAAACAGGGAAUUCUGUGGUGUCAAAGAGCAAGAAGCCUUGUGUACAGUACCUGCCAGCCGACAAAUCAUGUGAUAGCCCCGCAUCCUCUCAUGGCAGCAUGUUGGAUUCUCCAGCCACCCCCUCUACAGCCUUGGCAUCGCCUGCAGCUCCUGCUGCCACUCAUUCUGAACAGGCUCAGCCCCUCUCCUUAACCACCAAGCCUGAAACCAGGGCGCAGCUCUCACUGCACUCAGCUUCUUUCCUUUCAAGCAAGGCUGUCUCCUCUUCUUCUAGCUUGACAAGCCAGUCAUCACUCCUCUCCAGGCCCCUCCCAUUUACCUCCAUGCCCCCCACAGCUCUCCUGACCACGCCUCCUUCCUUUGCAGCCAUUCCGUCUCCUCAAGCUGCCUUGGCUAUGCUGCAGUCCCAACCACUCUCCUUGGUUACCAAACCGGCUGAAUGAGGAAGAAUUCCCAUCCUGCCUUCCUGCUGAAGCCACAAUUGAGAAUACAAGCAGACAAGCCAUUAUUGGUCAAUAUUUGACCCUUUCUGAACUCUUCCAUAAGGUGACUCUUGAGGAAGAAAGUGCUCUACUCUCAGAGUUGUUUUCAGUAGUCUGUCUAAAGACCAUUUUUUAUUUUUAAAAAAAAUAAAAACAAAAAAACCCACUUUUUUUUUUUUUUACAAAUCCCUGGAUGAAAAAAGAGAGAAAGAAAGCCAUGUCUUAUGUUCCUGUCAGAGCCCCCUGGGCAUGUGGACUUGUACAAAUGGAUAAUCUCUCAAUGGUGUUUGCAUGUUUUGUUAUAUUGCUUUUAUUAUUCCCCAUUCCCUUGGUCAGGCGAAGUGUUGAUUUUAUCUACUUACUCCAGCCAUCCUGCAGUUCCAUCAUUUUUUGUAAGAGACUUCCAGCAUUUACUAGAAGACACAAUAUCAGAGAAAUACAGCACCUCAUUGUCACAUUGAGAUCUGCCCAGCCUUGGAGAGGCCCAGAUAUUUCUCCUGUAACCUGGAGUGAUCAUCCAUUAAAAUGGCAGGACAAUCCACCCUAUUUCCUUACAGAAUUAUUUUGUGUAGCAGGAAGUAGGGGGAAAGGCUUUGGGGAAUCGCCUGUUAUUUUAACGAAGGAAAAUAAAUCUGCAUCUUAA
Molecule: messenger RNA, 2939 nt
Organism: Rhineura floridana
Lineage: Eukaryota; Metazoa; Chordata; Lepidosauria; Squamata; Rhineuridae
Gene: TCF7L1
Product: transcription factor 7 like 1
Exons: 12
Coding region: 545-2257 (570 amino acids)
Biological process (GO): canonical Wnt signaling pathway; regulation of transcription by RNA polymerase II
Cellular component (GO): beta-catenin-TCF complex
Molecular function (GO): RNA polymerase II cis-regulatory region sequence-specific DNA binding; DNA-binding transcription factor activity, RNA polymerase II-specific
Source: RefSeq, a predicted model, not a curated record